AUGAGACCCUUUUUACUCCAAUUUGCCGCAAUUUUCAGUGUUGUCUCGGCUACCCUUCAUGUUAUUCAAAAUAAAUCUACAGUUACUCUUUCCAACGAUCGCCUUGCCGCAGUUUGGCAGAAAAGUGUCGGUCAGAUAAUAGACCUCACUCUUGAUGGACAGGAUUUGCUGGGUCAACAGUCUGGUUCGUCUGGAAUAGGCCCAUAUCUUGACUGUUAUUGUAUUCCAUCCGGUUUUUACACCGCAGGGGCUACAACACCAGAGAUGCAGGUUGUUCAGGGAGUGGAUUCCGGUGGGACAGGCUACGGAGGAGUCAUACUCAAUGAUACCUACACACCUACCGGGCAACAAUUUCAGCAAUAUUGGUUUCUUCGCAAUGGUGAAACGGGCCUACAUACGUUCAGCCGUCUAUCCUAUCACAAUGAAACCACACCGUUUCUCCGCAAUUUGCAGGAGUUUCGAACUCUCUUUCGCCCAAACACGGACCUUUGGACUCACUUAACAUCCAGCGAAUUGCAAACUGCCCCACUGCCUAGUAAAGCGGCGGUAAAAAGCCAAGUCAUGGUUCAAGAUGCGACUUGGACAUUCAACAACACCCCGUCUGAUGCAUAUUAUAGUCAAUUCUCGGACUAUUUUACAAAAUAUACGUUUUCAAACGCUUGGAGGAAUAAUAGCGUUCACGGACUCUAUGCCGAUGGUUCGACAUCAUCCGGGACAACUUACGGAGCGUGGCUUGUAAUGAACACGAAGGGGCCGCUCCAUUCGGACUUGACAGUAGACGGUAUUGUAUACAAUUAUCUUGUUUCAAAUCAUCACGGAGAAGGAACUCCAAACAUCACAACUGGAUUUGAUCGCACAUUUGGGCCUCAGUACUACCUUUUCAACGGUGGAACGGGCUCAGAGUCGCUGGAAGAGUUGCGAUUUGAAGCGCGGUCUCUAGCAAACGAAGAGUGGAACACUGCCUUUUACGAUUCGAUUGCAAAACACGUGGUGGGAUAUGUCCCAUCAGGGAAAAGAGGAAAUUUAGAAGGGACUUUGAAGCUUCCAAAGGAUGCUGUGCGGCCAAUUGCCAUUCUCACAGUCAACGGCUUUGAUUUCCAGGACAAUAGCGCGGUGCCUGACUCGCAUCAAUACUGGGCUGAUAUCGCGAGCGAUGGGACUUUCAAGAUCGAUCGUAUCAAGGAAGGCAAAUACCGACUGAGUGUUUAUGCAGAGGGUGUUUUUGGUGAUUUCACUCGUGACGGGAUCGUUGUGAAGGCCAACAAGAAGACCGUUGUUCACGACACCUGGAAGGAAGAAUCCGCGGGCGUGGAAGUCUGGCGGCUGGGAAUUCCCGAUAAAUCUUCGGGGGAGUUUCGCCACGGCAAUGCAAGGGAUACUACGCACCCCUUGCAGCCUCCAGAGUAUAUGAUUUAUUGGGGCGCAUAUGACUGGACAACCGAUUUCCCGAGGGGCAUCAACUAUAACAUUGGCACCAGUGAUCCUGCUGUCGAUUUUAAUACCGUCCAUUGGUCAGUCUUUGGACCCACUCCGAAUAAUAGCCGUGCCGAAUACAACACGACGUACGACUGGAAUAUCAAUUUCUCUUUGGAUCGGGAGCAACUCCACAACCGUACGACUGCGACACUCACCGUGCAACUAGCCGGCGCCAAGACUGCAUCUGGAAACACUGAUAUUGACAACGUCGGCGAGAGAUAUACUAAUUUGUCCCUGGAGAGCUUCAUAAAUGACAAGGAAGAUCCAUUGACCUUGAAUAUCGGGUUUGAUCAGUCCAGCAGCUGCAUUGUAAGAUCCGCUAUCAGCUGCUAUCAGAUACGUUCGCGAUUGCCCUUCCCAGCCGACUGGCUUCACGAGGGAGAAAAUCAGCUACGUCUGCAUUUACCCUACAAUGCGACAGAUGUAGAGACCGCAGUUCUGCCGGCAACUGUAUACGUCCAAUAUGACGCCUUGCGGUUAGAACUGGAAUGA
Penicillium atrosanguineum is the source of this 1968-nucleotide messenger RNA. It is a transcript of the gene rglB, whose product is annotated as polysaccharide lyase family 4 protein. Lineage: Eukaryota; Fungi; Ascomycota; Eurotiomycetes; Eurotiales; Aspergillaceae. The coding region runs from base 1 to 1968 and encodes 655 amino acids. The transcript is spliced from 3 exons. Gene Ontology annotation, biological process: carbohydrate metabolic process. The record is from RefSeq and is a predicted model, not a curated record. Gene Ontology annotation, molecular function: carbohydrate binding; catalytic activity.